Messenger RNA from Epinephelus moara (kelp grouper), 3936 nucleotides. It is a transcript of the gene stxbp5l, whose product is annotated as syntaxin binding protein 5L. The coding region runs from base 793 to 3708 and encodes 971 amino acids. The transcript has 25 exons. Gene Ontology annotation, cellular component: plasma membrane; cytoplasm; SNARE complex. Gene Ontology annotation, molecular function: syntaxin binding; myosin II binding; GTPase activator activity. The record is from RefSeq and is a predicted model, not a curated record. Gene Ontology annotation, biological process: regulation of exocytosis; regulation of protein secretion. Lineage: Eukaryota; Metazoa; Chordata; Actinopteri; Perciformes; Serranidae.
AGCUCCCGUCUCCUGUCUCUGGACUGCAGGGAAGCGACGCUGAAACACAGCUGGAUGAUAGCAGAGCAUUAAUCCAUAGAUUAACCUCCAACUCACACCGACAUCGCGCAGCAUCUUCUCCAUCCCCCCCUGUUCUUCACCUCGAUGGUCGAGUUGCCUUGCUCUCCGGCCUGACUGUGGAGUCCGACCGCGUUUAACUGCAUUGCCUCUGCGUCUUCAGCCUGUUUCCCCCUCCUUCUCUUCCUGUUACUGGCAACCACAGCGCUGUGAAAGUGCUUUUUUGGGGGGGAGGGGGGAGUGGAUCGACCCGCUCGAAGUUCUUUUGAUCUGUCCACUUCUGUCUGGUGCGCGCAAACAUCGCUGCUCGGCUCCCCUGAUUAUGUUAUGGUGUUGGAUUUCUCUCCAAGCCCGGGAGUGGAGGUUACUUUAGGAUGCAGAAGUUGAGUAGUUUCACUUCCGUCGGUGCAUGCUCUGAUAUGAGAUAGGCGACCUGCAUCUGCAACAUUGGCUGUAAUCCUCACAUCAGAGUGGCUGAGACGCAUUCCUCUUUUUUUUCUGCUUGUGGACAACAGCCAAAGAACAAGAUGAGGUGCCUCUAUGACUUUUUAAAUUGCACCUAAGAGAGAGAAACAGAGAGUAGGUCUUUCAUCCUGCUACUGCUGCAGGAAGCGACGUUUCCUUUCUCCAGCUGCCCAAACGAGUUGGGAUCCUGCAUCUUGAUAGGAGACCAGGAACUCUGGUCUCUGGGUCUUCUGUCUCUUUAUAUUUAACACACAAAAUCACGAUUGAAAAAUGAAGAAGUUUCGGAAGGUGUUGGACGGCUUGACCACCUCCUCUCCGGGAGGGACUAUCGGAUCCCCAUCGUGCGGCAGCGCGGCCGGGACUCCCACAUCGGCGCCAACUCCCAAGGAAAUCGACAUCCAAGAGACGCUUGUGUCGGAAAACUUUCAGCUGUGCAAGACGGUGCGCCAUGGUUUCCCUUACCAACCCACUGCUUUGGCCUUUGACCCUGUGCAGAAGAUCCUGGCAGUUGGCUCCAGGACAGGCGGCGUACGGAUACUGGGACGACCCGGGGUAGACUGCUUCUGUCAGCAUGAGAGUGGAUCAGCUGUUCUUCAACUGCAGUUCCUCAUCAAUGAGGGGGCGCUGGUCACAGCCUGUGCAGAUGACACGCUUCACUUGUGGAAUCUUCGUCAGAGACGACCGGCUGUCCUCCAUUCACUCAAAUUCAACAGAGAGAGGAUCACGUUUUGCCACCUUCCCUUUCAGAGUAAAUGGCUGUAUGUGGGGACAGAGCGUGGAAACACACACAUCGUCAACAUCGAGUCCUUCAUUUUGUCUGGAUACGUCAUCAUGUGGAACAAGGCCAUAGAACUAUCAACUAAAACUCAUCCGGGACCUGUGGUUCAUUUGAGUGACUGCCCAAAGGAUGAAGGCAAGCUGCUUAUAGGGUUCGAGAGUGGGACAAUCGUACAGUGGGACCUCCGGGGCAAGAAGGCCGACUUCAGAAUCUACUACGAUGAGGCCAUCCAUUCAGUCAGCUGGCAUCAUGAGGGGAAGCAGUUCAUGUGCAGUCACUCAGAUGGCAGCCUGUCGAUGUGGAACCUCAGAAACACCACCAGGCCAUUCCAAGUCACCUUCCCUCAUGGAAAGAUACAAAAGGAUGGAAGAAAGGAGUCCUGUAAACCCAUACUCAAAGUGGAAUACAAGACCUCGAGGAGCAGCGAGCCUUUUGUUAUCUUCUCUGGAGGUCUUUCAUAUGACAAGGCAGGGCGGCGGCCAACGUUAACAAUCAUGCACGGCAAGGCCAUCACUGUGCUGGAGAUGGACUAUCCUAUUGUAGAGUUCAUGGCGCUCUGCGAGACUCCUUACAACAACGAGGUCCAGGAGCCUUACGCAGUGGUGGUGCUUUUGGAGAAGGACUUAAUCGUGGUGGAUCUGACACAGAGCAACUUCCCUGUCUUUGAGAAUCCUUACCCCAUGGACAUCCAUGAGUCUCCAGUUACCUGCACAGCCUAUUUUGCAGACUGUCCACCUGACAUUAUCCCCAUCCUCUACUCUAUAGGAGCUAAACAUAAGAAGACUGGCUACAGUCAAAAGGAGUGGCCAGUCAGUGGAGGAACAUGGACGUUAGGCUCCCACACCUACCCAGAGAUCAUCAUCACAGGACAUGCUGAUGGAUCAAUUAAGUUCUGGGAUGCAUCUGCAAUCACACUACAGAUGUUAUACAAGAUGAAGACCUCUAAAGCGUUUGAGAAGCCAAAGGCAGGUGAGGGCAGGGCAGCCGAGUUGGUGGAGGAAGACCCCUUUGCUGUUCAAAUGGUCAGCUGGUGCCCCCAGAGUCGCAUCUUCUGUGUGGUUGGCAUUUCAGCCCACAUCAUCCUGUAUCGCUUCAGCAAAUAUGACGCCAACACUCAGAUAGUGUCACUAGAGGUGCGCCUACAGUGUGAGACAGAAGAUGUCAUCUCUCCCUCCGAGAAUGAAAACAAUCCCUGCUUCUCAGAGUCUGGCUCCCAUUCACCCCAACCCCACCACCAACACCCAGCAAGCCCCGGCAGUGGGACAUCUGAGGGUAGCAAAGACAGCAGCCCCUGCCUUAAGGUGAAGGACCGGAUGGUUCGGGUCCCUCCUGGCUACCAGGCAGAGCUGGUCAUUCAGCUGCUGUGGGUAGAUGGAGAACCUCCACAACAGAUCACCAGCCUGGACAUUAAUUCUGCCUACGGCCUUUUGGCGUUUGGGAACUGUAAUGGCCUAGCGGUGGUGGACUACUUGCAGAAAACCAUCCUGUUGUGUAUGUCGACACUGGAUCUGUAUGGAGCUGCCGACCCCUACCAGCGCCUUACCCGCUCCCCCCGCAGGAACAGACAGUCCACCUCAGAGUUUUGCAUGCGUGGCCUGUCUAACUUUUAUUCAGAUUCAAAGAAAAGGAUCCGUACAUCCUAUCAGAGCCUUACUGAACUUUCUGACAACCAGCAGACCAUUGACAUGGAGAGAAGCAAGUCGCCCACCUCAGUUCAUUACCCAACCUCCCUUCACAAUGACCCGCGCGUCCUGCCAGAGCCUGUGGCCAGUCUGAGAGCCAGCCACUGCAGUCCAGUCUUUUACUUGCUGGACAAUGUAAAGGGACCCGGCAGAAAGUUAAGUCUGCCAACAGAUCUUAAGACUGAUCUUGAUCAUGUCAAUGGACAUUGCACUAGCCCCACCUCCCAGCCCUGUUCGGCAGGGAAGCCUCGCGUCCCGAUGGGUCCCGAGGGGCCACGGCUUACCCGCAGAGGCCCUGGCCGACCGCCCUUCCGCAAGGCCCAGUCUGCUGCUUGCAUGGAGAUCUCUUUGCCUGUGUCCCACACUGAAGGUUAUGCGUCCAGGAGGGCAAUGCUUCAGCAGUUACAUGGAGUCACUAUGUACUCCCACGACGAGCACCACACCACCGCCCCCUACUGCUGGAGUGAGAGAGAGAGUCGUGAAAACUCCUUCAGCCGUUCACGUAGUUCCAGUGUGUCCAGCAUCGAUCGGGACACCAAGGAAGCUAUCACCACGCUGCAGUUUGGAGAGUCCUACGGGCGCAAGAGUGACGUCUUGCCCACUCCGUGUCUGUGGGUGGGCACCAGCUUAGGUGUGGUUCUGCUCAUCCCAAUGUCCAUUCCCAUCGACCAUGAGGAGAGGAUGGAGGAACCUGUGACCAUUGGCCCCAGCAGUAAGUCCCAGUGAGACAGGGUUUCAUCACAAAGGUGUUAUGAAGCUCAUAGAGGCUCUUAGUCACCUUAACCAUAAUUGUACACACGAUGUCCUGCACAAACAGAGAUUAUUACCAACAUUUCUUGUGCACUCACUGAAACAAUAAGCCGCUAGAGACUGUGGUUUACAGUGGUUUUAAACAUCUGAGGGAUGGUGUCGUGCCUAGCAUCAUUGGGACCAUAGAGCAAGUGUGCUAACAAC